AAAGGCGCAGGUGCGCCGGCGGCAAAGGGGGAGAGCAGUGGCUCAUGGGAUACAAGCGAGUCUCUCUGAGAGGCGGCUUGAGGGGGGGAGCGGCAGCGGUGCAUUGUGGGAGUCGGCGUUCCAGAAGCGUUGGAUGCGAAGAGGCGGGCUCGUUCGUGCGCGGCCUUUUUCCAGGCGCUCAGUUCCAAUCGCGUGAUAGAACGGUCGAGCGGGAACGUUCUCCUCUGUGGGCAGCCAGCCAAUCCCUGUUGAGUGUAGAGCCCCGCUCACCUUGCGAUGGGGAGGUUCAGGAUGCCUUCAGGUAUAGCCAAGUCUCGCGAGUCCCGCCUUCUUAGCCCGGGAAACGGGGAGCGGCGGGAGACGAGGACGAGCUCGCGCUGUUAAUUUUAGCAGGUUUUCGUCAUGCAUCCUUGCUGCACCCUCAUUGUACACCGCUGAGAUGCUAUGGCAUAUAAAUUAGAAAAAUAAAAAUAAGCGAGGAAGGGGGGCUGCCCCACCAGUUGCAGUGUCGGUAGAAGAAUCAGGUUCUGGCAGUGCCCCCCCCCCCCGCCACCGUGCACACUUUAAUCUGGGCCUUGCCAGUAAUUGCCUUGCUAGUAAUCAAGAACUGGGAUCGGGCGGUAGAAGAUUCUCCACACACAGCCGCCAGGCAGGGAGGGAGACGCUUUGCAAAAGAAAAUAACCCCAGGCGUGCUACGCUGCGUGUGGCCCUCUUGGCAGUAUGAAGGCUGACCUGUCUAGGAUCAGACUGGAAAUGGGAGAGGCGGUUCCCCCAUGUUUCUGAUCCCCCCCCCCCCGCCGGCCUUCACAACUCUAGAUCAGACAAGUGUCUCCAAAAUCAUAGUUCGUUUUUGGUCUGUGUUUGGAGGCUCACAUCCAGUUAUGAAGUCAUAUCCUGAUGCCAGUGUGCCUGCCUCCAGCACAAUCGCAUAGAAGGCCUGUUUUGGGAGGCUACACAGAUUAUAAUUAGAAAGGGUUCUCACUCAGUGGCAAAGUUUAUGCUGUUUCCCAGUUAAGUCCCGUAGAAUGGUGAAGGUCUUCUGUCAGAAAGCCUAAAGAGCAAGUGCCAUUUAGUUUAAGUGACAGGUCAGCAACCUUUUUCAGCCGUGGGCCAGUCCACCGUCCCUCAGACCAUGUGGUGGGCCGGACUAUAUUUUUUUGGGGGGGGGAAUGGACAAAUUCCUAUGCCCCACAAAUAACCCAGAGAUGCAUUAUAAAUAAAAGCACACAUUCUAGUCAUGUAAAAACACCAGGCAAGCCCCACAAAUAACCCAGAUAUGCAUUUUAAAUAAAAGGACACAUUUUACUCAUGUAAAAACACGCUGAUUCCCAGACUGUACGUGGGCCGGAUUGAGAAGGCGAUUGGGCGGCAUCCGGCCCACGGGCCUUAGGGUCCCUACCCCUGGUUUAAGCCAUGGGUCACCAACCCGUUGUGGAUCAAGCGGCACAUUUUGCUAGAGUGCUGUGAGUGCCAGUCACUGAGCUACAGCCCUUCCUCAAAGAUCAAAGGUAAUGGAUAUCUUGGAAUUCUUGGCUAUUUCUCUAUAAAAUGAGGGGUGUGGCUUGGGAGUGUGUGUUCCCUGGAGAGAGUCUCAAGGGCUAGAUCAGAAAGGCUGGCAUUUGGCCCCUGGGCCUGAGCGUUCCCUGUUUCUGGCAAAUGUAAUGCUGAGCUAGAUGUAGCCCUGGUCUGACUUCCUGUAAGGCAGCUUCCUUUGUUUCUGCUAACAUUCCUCCUGCUGUAUAUCCCACACUUGAGAGGCUGGACAUGUUUAAUGCACAAUGUUCCCUGCCCAGUAUGUCCCUCUGAGAGAAAGCAAGCUGCAAUCCAGGUGAUUGAAUACAAAAGGAGUAGUGCUGUGGGAGGGAUGGCAAGCUCAAGUGGAGUCAUAACGUGGACUGAAUCUUGCGGCUACCAAUGGUGCAAUUGUUCUUGGUGGUUUCUUAGGGUGUGCUUUCAUAGGAUGACACUGGCUGAUCAGUUGCGACUUUGAACGUGAGAGAUUUUGCCUUUGUGCAGAGCACGGAACUAGAUUGACUUCCAAGUCUUUGUACAUCUCUGCAAUUUUCAAGGCUACUUCAUAUGUCGUUUUUGAAAUAAAGAUGCAUUUCCAAGUAUGUGCCCUCUGCACAUGUGAAUGGUUGCAUUAGUGUCUUCGUGUGUGCCCUUCCACGAUACGUUUGGAAGGUGGCAAGACGAGAAUGAGCCUUUUUUUGCAGUUGCUCCCCACUUGUGGUGCUUUCAUUGCAUUUUUUGAGGUGCCAGGCAAAAACAUUUCUCUUCUCCCAGGCCUUUGGCUAAUUAAACAUUCUACAGCCUUUUAAACUGGGUGAAGGAGAUUGCUUUUGUUUGUUUGUUAUUAUGGUAUGUGUUUUUGUGUUUUUAUAUUGCAAACUGCCCUGUGAUCCUUGGAUGAAGGGUGGUAGAGAAAUUAAUAUAAUAAUAAAAAAUGAUAGUGUAUUUUUGUCUUGAGCGUAUGCAUCGUUGCUCCCUCUAAUAAAGAACUCAGUGUGUUGAGUGCCACUGGAAAUGGCACCAAAAUGCGGGACACUAAGAAACAAGAAGGUACUGGCAUGCUGGGAGGAACCCUGGGUUUGCCAAAGUAAAAAAAUAAAAGAUAAGAUAAAACCUGGGAUUCUGGAUUGUCCUGCUUGGAGAGAUUGGGUGGGAUUCAACUAAGUUGUUGCAUGCAAGGAGUUAGCUCUGCUCACUUACUGGAAUUUCCCCCCUCUCCCUGCACCCCAUAAAUCUGCUCUGGAGAGUUGGGGGAACCCCCAGAAAAGGUUUAGGGGGCGUGCAGGGGAGGAGAGAGGGGAAAGUCCCAUUGCGUGAGCGGACCUCAUUCUGUACACACAUGCCCAACUUAGUACUGCAUUGCAUUCCUCCCAUUGACUGGCUGAACAGGACCACUUCUGUUAAUACAUGCGGAUAAAUUACAACACUUUACUGCACACUUCUCUGUGAGCUGUGACCAUUUGGUCCUGUUUACAUCAUGGCUGCUUACUUAGGCUGAUCGACUGCUGUCAGGUGGGAUUGUUAGUUGCUAGCAUGCAUAUUCUGAUAGCUCCAUCCUGCUUGGAGAUAUUUUGGGUAAAGUAUUCUUCUUUGGACAGAAGUGAUUCAGUCUUUGUUAGUCACACCAAGGCUUGUGUAGGGAUGAUUGGCAAGGAAAGAAAAAGUUCCCAUGUAUAAUUAAAUGAACAGACGAUACUGUGUCAAUGAGGGGAUAAUUUUCUUAAUCAAAAUGCUUUCCAAAGACCCUAAUAGUCACAUUUAAGGAAGUAAAUGAGAAAAUUCUUUGUUGGCAAGUAAAAUAAAGUGCUUCACCCCAAACUGAAUUAAAAAUAGUGACAGUUCCAUCUGAUAGGUUCUUCUCUUCCCUGUCCUUGUUGUGUGACUCUGUGUGUUCCAUCUCUGCAGGCACUUUUAUCCCAGCCUCACUCAGAAUACAGAAAGCUUCUCCAUGCUUGAAACAAGAGUAUGGUGAGAUAGGGGUGGGUGGCAGGGUUGAGCUCUCCUCACCCAUACAGUAUAUGAAAAAUUGACACCUAUGUACUGCCUGAGCAAUUGAAACUCACUUUUUUCUUACCCCUUAGAUAUUACUGACACAAAAGCGUAAAUUUGGGGCUGCUCCCAUAUUAUCUUGCUUUGCUCUCAGUUCCUUGCUGAGGGAUGUUUUCUGUUUACAGUAUGUCAGGUGCUUUGUUUUUAAUCUUCUUCCUGGUUAACUGAAGUAAAAUUGAUGAUGAAUUCUUGAAGGUGAUUUCCAUUAAUCUGUCAAAACAAAACCAAAAAUUAAGCCUAGGGGCACUUUAGCAAAUGUAUAUUUUUGUUAAUCUUUAAGGUGCCUCGGGAUGACUCGGUUGAUUUUGUAGAAGCAGGCUUCGUAGCAUGUUGAGACGCAUGUGAAAAGCACAGUUUGCCUUGUGCAAGUUUAAUCUUUUCAUAAUGAAAUGUUGGCAAAGCCUUUCUCACAGAUUGUACUUUGGCAGACCGAUCCUCUAUACAUCUACUCAAAAGCAAGUUCCAUUGAGUUAACCAAGACUUAUUCCCAGCUUUAUAGAUGCAGGUUGCAACCUAAAUAAUCUUAAUGAGAAGUCUUAUAUUUUGUUUUGCUGCACAAAUGGUAACUCAAGGUAAAUCCUCUGAAAGCACAAUAAGGUGGUGUUACGGCCACUAAUUUGAUCAGUUCUUUUCUCUAGGAAGAGAGAGUUCAACAAGAUGUACAUAUAAGGGAAGUAAAAGCGCCCAUGCCAGAAUGAUGGUUUUAGCUCCUUGGUAAGUGGGACAGCCGUUUCAUCCCUUUCACUUAGGCAGUAACUCUGCUUCCAUAUUCUGGUUCUGUAGGAACCAGGUGACUCUAACCAGUGUUCAAAGCUCCCAUUGUUCUAGGUGCAUUUUGCGACAGGGUAUUUCAUUAGCGCGAGCAGUUUCUGAGCUCUGGGCACAGUACUGUGCUUAAGAUUUCAGAUUAAGACUGCAGAGUGGAAGGAAAGGAGGACCUUUUCCUGCCUCCCCACUUUCAGGUACUCUGAAGACUGGAGAAGAGACCCUCUUAAGAAUAUUAGGGGGGUGGGCAGGAGAAGGACUAGACCAUGGGUAGGCAAACUAAGACCUGGGGGCCAGAUCCGGCCCAAUCAUCUUCUAAAUCUGGCCCGCGGACUGUCCAGGAAUCAGCAUGUUUUUACAUGAGUAGACUGUGUCCUUUUAUUUUAAACGCAUUUCUGGGUUAUUUGUGGGGCCUGCCUGGUGUUUUUACAUGAGUACAAUGUGUGGCUUUUAUUGAAAUGCAUCUCUGGGUUAUUUGUGGGGCGUAGGAAUUCGUUCAUUUUCCCCAAAAAAUAUAGUCCCGCCCCCCACAAGGUCUGAGGGACAGAAGAGCGGCCCCCUGCUGAAAAAGUUUGCUGACCCCUGGACUAGACAGUGUGAAAAAUGAACAUAGUAUUUUAGCUGCAGUUCAUUCAUUUUCAGCUUUGUAUUCUUGUUAUAAAAAAGUACACCUAGGCAUUCCGUUGUUGCGCCCAUAACCUAGGUUUAUAUCUCAGUUCAUAUCUCAGUUUCUAACAGUGGCUCUAACUUCAUACAGCAGCGUUUCCCAUCUGGCCACGUGGGAAAUGAUGACCCAGAAUAUUGUCUUUGUCACCCCAAAUUCUAACUUGCCACUUUUCAUUCCCCAUAACCUCAGGAACAUUGCCACGGUACGCAAUGCUGGCAUGGCAUUUCCUGUGUUUCCCUCGUAAUAGCAGAAAUGACAUCCAUGAAAAUCUUUCCAUAAAAGAAAAAACAAAACAGAAAUAAGAUAUUUCUGGGUGUGAGAAGUUUACCGAACACUUUUUCAGUUUCCUUGAGCUCUGUGUUUAUAUGCUUGGGGGAGGUAACUUUCUGGAAAAGGGACAUGAGCCCAGGUAUUUGAGUCGGAAGAGGUGAAGGAUCUCGGGCGAAGGAGCAGGCCAAGAUCUGAAUUCUGGGCAAGCAGGCAAGUUGGGUAGGAGUGUAGAGGGGUAAAAAAAUGGGCUUUGGGAUUGUCAAGACUGGGAUAGCUGAGAAGUGGCUUGCAGAGAAGAGUGGAUCACUCUCCUUGGGCUUAGGAGAGUGACAGCCUUGGAGCAAUGUCAGCAGCUCCUGGAAUCUCAGGUUGCAGCUUUGGUACAGAAGGUUGCAUAUCGGUUACAUCCUUUGCUGGUCCCGAUGCCCUGCGAGUGAACCUGUAAUUAAGUCCGCCCAGCUAUACUGAUUACAUUACCUCACAUUAAUUCUGCAGACUUCCUUGCUUUUCAUCACCAGGUGGCAGUUUUCAGGGGCCUGUAAUUUUUCAGAGGUUUAUAUUUAGGGUCCAUUGUAACAUCUUACAUUGUGGUAUGUACAUGGUUGUAAACCUACACCUAAAAAAAGGUAAUGUGAUCAAUAUGUGUACUACGACAUUACCACAGCUUCAAGUGGCAACCAGUACAUAAAAAGCAGCCAUCAUAGAUGGGCCUGUCACCUCACUUAAACUCCUCAAGGAAGCCAGAUCGUGUUCUGAGGCAAGAGUCUCUGAGAGAGAUGUUGUCUGAUCAGAUACCCUGUCAAUGCACCCUCAGCUUUGCCUUGAAAAGGUACAAAUAGCCAAUUGUAUGAAGAUCACCAUUUAGGAGUCUAAAGCAGUCUCCGAAUGGGUCCCAAACUACUAAUAUAUAGUGCAGGGUGGAGAAACCUCUGAUUCUCCAGAUGUUGGUGAACUACAUUAGCAUGGCCUAAUGGUUGGCCAUGCUGUCUGGGGAUGAUCGUAGUUGGGAGAGCCAACAACCAACUGGAGGGCUACCGGUUUGCCUACCCUGAUUUAAGGCUAUUGCCCUUGAGUCAUAGGACAGGUUCCUUAUUUGUAUGUGACUUGUCAGUUGGGGCUCAGAACUUAGCAUGCCUAAAUGCAUUUUGCACCGAAAUGGCAAUAGCUGAGAGCCAAACAUAAUUCUGGGGCAGCCCUUCCCAGCCUGCUGCCUUCCAGCGUCAUCCUUGGCCACUGGGCAUGCUGGGUGGAGAUGAUGGGAAUUCUUGUCCAAAACAUCUGGAGGGUACCAGGUUGAGAGAAGUUUUUCUAGGACAUCUCAUGAUAAAGACAAUUCUCCAACCAGCACUGGUGGCCCAGAAACUGAUUUUGGAGAUACUGUUGACUAAUCCGUGUUCAUUAUUGAAUGUUGUGUUUCUUUCUGGUGAUUUAAUGGAUAUUAUAUAGAUAUUUUGGAAGUGCCAUGGUCUGAUCACUACGCUCUGAAAGCCAAGAUUGACUUCCCGCUCCUCCCUGGCUCGGGUGGCGAACCUAUUUGGGCUCGUCCGCGAAAACUGAUGGAUCCUGAUAGAUUCCGACAAGCCUUGCGGAACCCUGCUCCUCCUGGCGACUCAUUAGAUGACCUUGUUGAGGACUGGAAUAACCGGCUCUUGGCAGCCAUUGAUGAGAUCGCGCCUAAGCGCCCUCUGCGACCCCGUCGAAACCGGGCCCCUUGGUUUACUGAGGAGCUCCAGAAAAUGAAGCGGGAUCUCAGAUGGCUAGAGCGAGUAUGGCGACGGACUCAUGACGGAGCCUCAAGAACAUCUUAUAGGACGCUUAUGAAAGCCUAUGAGAUGGCUAUGAAAGCUGCUAAGAAAUCUUACUUUGCAGCUUCCAUUGCAUCCGCUAGCUCUCGCCCGGCACAACUUUUUAGAAUAAUUAGGUCAAUAACGUCCUUAGGAGGACAACCAAAUUUAAGCACAAAUUUGACCCACAGCUGUGAGGCAUUCACGAGCUUUUUUGCGGAGAAAGUCCUGUUGCUCCGCCGUGGCCUCCCUUCCAAUUUAGAUACAAUGACUGAACUGGAGGCCCCUCGACUGACUUCAGGUCCAGUGUUGGACCAUUUCGAUCGGAUACUCCCUACUGAUGUGGAUGGAUUUCUCCAAGUUGGUAGGCCCACCACCUGCCUCCUUGAUCCGUGCCCGUCUUGGCUGAUUAGGGAGUGUCCAGAUGUUGUGCGGACCCCCCUGGUUGAAAUUAUCAAUUUGUCCCUUGACACAGGGACAUUCCCAGGGGAACUGAAGGAAGCAGUGGUGUGUCCACUCUUAAAGAAAACUUCAUUAGAUCCCUUAGACCUAUCCAAUUACCGCCCAGUUUCAAAUCUUCCAUAACUGGGUAAGGUAAUUGGGAGAGCGGUUGCUGAACAGCUUGGUAGGUUUCUGGAAGAAACAUCGGCAUUAGAUCCAUUUCAGUCCGGUUUCCGUCCUGGUUUUGGGACGGAGACGGCUCUGGUUGCCCUAACAGAUGAUCUCCGUAGACAACUGGAUCAAGGCGGGUCAGGACUGCUGAUCCUUUUAGAUUUGUCAGCAGCCUUUGACAUAGUCGAUCAUGAUCUUCUGGAGCACCGCCUCGCAGACGUGGGGAUACAGGGCAUAGCCCGUAACUGGUUGUGCUCUUUUAUCUCUGGUCGGGGACAGAGGGUGGCACUAGGGAGGGAAAUGUCGUCGCGCCACUCCUUGGUGUGUGGAGUGCCGCAGGGCGCAAUUCUCUCCCCGAUGCUUUUUAACAUCUUUAUGCGCCCCCUUGCCCAGAUUAUCCGGAGCUUUGGGCUGGGCUGUCACCAAUAUGCUGAUGACACUCAACUCUAUCUGCUGAUUGAUGGCCACACAGACUCGGCCCCAAACACACUGACCAGAUGCUUGGAAGCUGUGGCUGGAUGGUUUCGUGGGAGCCGAUUGAAACUAAAUCCUUCGAAGACAGAGGUCCUAUGGCUAGGUCGGGAUGGCAUGGGGAUGAGGGACCAACUCCCUUCUCUUGCAGGGGCCCAAUUAGUGCCAUUGCCUUCCGUUAAGAGUUUGGGUGUAAUCCUUGACCCCUCCCUUUCCAUGGAGGCGCAAGUUACAGCAACAGCCAAGGCGACAUUUUUCCACCUUCGCCGCAUCAAGCAGUUGGUCCCUUACCUUUCCCGCCCCGACCUGGCCACAGUGAUCCAUGCGACGGUCAUCUCCAGGCUUGACUACUGUAAUUCGCUCUACGCGGGGCUGCCCUUGAAGCUGUCCCAGAAACUCCAGCGGGUACAGAAUGCUGCAGCGAGGCUCCUCACGGAUUCUCUGCCAUGGGAGCAUAUUCACCCAGUGCUUUUCAAGUUGCACUGGCUCCCGGUGGAGUACAGGGUCAGAUUUAAGGUGCUGCUUUUGACCUUUAAAGCCCUUCACGGCCUAGGACCCUCGUACCUACGGGACCGCCUCUCCUGGUAUGCCCCACGGAGAGCCUCAAGGUCCAUAAAUAACAACACCCUUGUGGUCCCAGGCCCUAAGGAAGUUAGAUUGGCUUCAACCAGAGCCAGGGCCUUUUCAACUCUGGCUCUGGUCUGGUGGAACGCUCUGCCUCAUGAGACCAGGGCCCUGCAGGAUCUGAUUUCUUUCCGCAGGGCCUGUAAGACAGAGUUGUUCCACCUGGCCUUUGGCUUGGAGCCAAUUUGAUUCCCUCCCUCCCUCUCUUUCCUUUUUCUUUUCCUUCUCCUCCUGCGAUGAGGCUACAUUUUAAUAUUUUAAUGUUCCAUUAUUUUAAUGUUGUAUUUUAUUUUUGUUUUUAAGUUGUAAUCAUUCAUCUUGUUUUUAUUAUUGCUUGUAAGCCGCUCUGAGCCCGGCCUUGGCUGGGGAGGGCGGGGUAUAAAUAAAAAAUUAUUAUUAUUAUUAUAAUACAAUUCCAGGUACAGUGAAUCAUUUCGGUUAAUAUAUGCUUGUACGUCGAUUUGUAAUUAACUUGAACACCUCUUUAAACCUCCUCCAGUGGAUUUAAUAAGGAAGUAGGAAGUAUCUCCAGUCUUGUAUAGUGGAGCUCAAGCCAUAGUCAGAAGCAACAUUCAGAAGAACAUAUCAAAAUGAUUUAUUCAAAUUAAUAUGCAGAUUAGGACCAUUAUUCAUUAAUGGCAGCUUAUGAAGUUUUCAUUUAAAGGAGAUUAAUCUAAGCCCUUCACAAUCCCCAAGCAAUCCUGUCACGGAAGAAGCAAUUCUCAGCAGAUCUCCGCCAAGAUUAAUGAGGGCUUCUGGACUACGUUCCAAAAAGAGGCUUCAAAGUUGGAAAUGAAGGAACAGGAAAACAAGGAAACUUUGUUUGCAGCCUGGCCUGGCUGGAGCUGUUGCCAAAAAGUCAAACCUUUCUUCAAGGCAACUUAAAUUCAGUUUUGCCAUGGCUCCUUUUCUUGCUCAUGAGGGAAUAGCAGUAGCAGACGCAAGCAAAGGGGCGGCGGCUGUGAAAGUGCCAUUCACUUCCCCGCAGCAAAAUGUCAGUGGGGCUGUGAGUUGUGCUCAUUUUCGGUCUGCUAGCAAAUGAGGGUUUUCCAUAUUUAUAGCCUGGUUUUCCUUUUGCAGACCAAAGCAGCUGACUAAAUACCACAAAUGUACACUCUGAUAACAGUAGAUUUAAACAGCUAAUACAGCACACACAUCCAGAGUUUGGAGCAAAAUUAUCACAAGGCUAAGCUGAUGCACUGGGACUUCCAUGACAUUUGCCCCUUGAUACUUUUGUCUCACCUGUUCGUCCUUUCCCUUCCCUUCCCUUCCCUUCCCUUCCCUUCCCUUCUUCUGUGGUCUUUUCCACUGUUGCAAGUUGGUUUGCAAAAACUCCUCAGGACAGAGUCCAGUUGUUUUCAGCUAACUUUUAUUUGGAGUAGACCCAUUGCAUUUAAUGGCCAUGGCUCAUUUAGGUCUCUUGAUUUCAAUGAGCUGCUCUGAGUAAAAAUGGUUGAAUACAGGCACGUGCCUCUCUACUGACAUUACUUAGUAAAAGGCCUUGUGGGUUGCUUUUUGGAAAUGAAGCAGGCCGGUUCCUUCAGCACCUUGAGAGGUUUGCAUCUUGUCUUCUGCUUGUUCUGGAAGAGAUGCUCCCACCUCUUUCCUCCCCCAGCAGAUUGAUAAAGCUCCCUGGUCUUCUGUGUCACCCAAAGCAGUGCCUUCAGGAUGCUGCUGGAAUACACAUCAUCCCUCCGCGCUGGUGGAAAUUGACUGAGUCCAGCUAUGCAUAUCUGGAGGCUAUCACAUUUGCUAGCCUUGAGUCUAAAAGAUAUAAAAGGUCUAAACCAGAGGUGGGGAUCGGCAGGGUCCUUCCUUCCCCCAUCCACUGUGGAACAACACCCACCUCUCAGUCUUGUGACAACAGGUGACAGCUUGAAAAGGGGCUUGCCUUUGAGGUCCCUUUGGAAAUGGACUUCAGAGUGAGGUCUCGCUGCCUAUCAGCUGGUGGAUGCUAAGACACAUUGCCUUUGAAGUCUCUUUGCAAAACAGUUUGUGUUGAAAUUGCUUUAAGGCGGACUUCAAAGACCAUGCAUUUCACUUCCAAGCAACUGGUGGGAGCUGAGAAACUGAACCAUACAGGGCUUUAUAGCUCUAAACCUAUAAAGCCUUGUAUGACCUUGUGUGGCAGUUUUCCAUACCUUGGGAAUACACAGCUAGUUGGUGCACUUGGCAGCACUGGUUGAACACACACCUCCCAACUCGUGCAAUAAAUUGAAUUUCUAAACAGUCUUCAAGGGCAGUGCACGUGAAGCACGUUGUACUUGUCCGUCCUGGAGGUUACAAAGGGACACGUGACAUAGACAAGAUCCUCUGUAUCUAGGAGAGGGCUCAGUUGACAUAUCAGAUGGAAUCUCUUGUUGCCAAACCGGCAACCUGAGAUUCCAGGAGGUAUACCGGGUCAGGAAGCACGGCCACACGCAAGCCCAGUCAGGAAACGGUAUCACCCCCUUCCUAUCUGAAGCAUUUUUGCCUCCUCAGAGCACUGAGAAUCCCACACCAAAAUAGUAAUUGCCUUGUCUCAAUUUAGUCACCAUCCAUUCAACCCUGACCUCCAGACGUUGGUUUUAAGAACUGUCACUGAUGCUUCUAGAUUGCUUGAUGACAGAAUUGGGUGUCAUCAGUCUAUGGAUGAUAUCUCAGUGCUUUUGCCCUGUACACAAGGUACCUGAAGUGCAGGUUGGAGGCUGCUAUUUUUAAAAAUCGGAUGCACUUACGAAUUUCUUUUUUGGGUUGGGGCGGAAUCUAGUUUUUGGAAUUUAUUGCCAGACAAUGUUGGGUGAGGAAAAUGUGGAGUGCUUUUCUUGCCUUUGGAGGCUUCUGUUGCUUAGCAGCUUGCAGGGCCUGUCUUUUUGCCACCUGUUCAACCUCUUCAUUUACGGAUGGAUACUACAAAAGAAACACAAAACUAUUGUUCCCUCCUGACAAGGAAACUACAACUCAGGCAAGGGGAGGAGGUGGAGUACGGUUCAUCUGCUUCUGUAAGGCACCCUUUAGUGUAGGGCAUGGGUAGGCAAACUAAGGCCCGGGGGCCAGAUGCGGCCCAAUUGCCUUCUGAAUCCGGCCCGCGGAUGUUCCGGGAAUCAGCGUGUUUUUACAUGAGUAGAAUGUGCCCUUUUACUUAAAAUGCAUCUCUGGGUUAUUUGUGGGGCCUGCCUGGUGUUUUCACAUGAGUAGAAUGUGUGCUUUUAUUUAAAAUGCAUCUCUGGGUUAUUUGUGGGACAUAGGAAUUCAUUCAUUUCUCCCCCAAAAAUAUAGUCUGGCCCCCCCCCCACAAGGUCUGAGGCACAGUGGACGGGUCCCCUGCUGAAAACGUUUGCUGACCCCUGCUGUAGGGGCAAGCAACCUGCCACCCUCCUGAUGUUGGACUCCCAAUGGAAGCGGAUUUCGGGCAGUGCAACUGGUUCCACCACACUGGGCGCUGAGCAUUGGGGGCGCUUCAGGGCAUUGCAACUAUGAUGAGUAGAACGAGAGGCGGAGAGAGAGGGACAUGAAAUUUUGGCCUAGCACAGGGCUCCACUUAAAUUUGAAAGACCAAAAUCUGCCCAUGCUCCCAGUCCUGUCAGCCUCGGCUGGCAUGGCCAAUGCUCAAGAACGGUGGGAGUUGUAGUCCAUUAAUAUUUGGAGGGCCACAGUUUCCUCACCCCUGCUUCAGUGUAGGAAGACUCUAUUGUUCUAUCACCAUGAUUCUUGGCUUCUGGACCCUGCUGAGUUACCUCCUGCCCCAGCAUUAUGUUACUGUAGAGUAGUUGUGGUUACAGAUAAAAACUGGGUGAGGACAUUGAAGUUCCUUGUUUUUUUUCCUCAUUCUCCAAUGUCUGAGCUCCCUGGCUAGCUCGACCCUUUCCAUUCCUUAGCUAGUCACUGCAGCUUCUUACUUUGCAACCCUAACAUCACAGAGCACUGGCUUCGUAGCCUUCCAGUCUACCCCACUCUGCUUUUGGUGUGGGAGAAGGCAGUUUGGUAUACUGUCCUUUUCUAAAUAUACCGUUCUGCUUAACUUGCCUCAUCUAGUUUGUCUAGUUACCUAAUGGAAGGCAAAUGACUUUCAAGCAAGCCCUGCUGCGUAAAUUAUUAACUUCCUCACCUGAUCCAUCAAAUUGGCUAGGCAAGAAGACCUCUGGACUUUCCCAGGGGGUAGUGAGUAGGUUUUUCAGUUGUGGAGGCUGAGGCCAAGAGUACAUGCAGAGCUUCUGUGAGAUGGGUAAGUUAGGAGUGGAGAGAAACCCACCACCUGUCCUCCGUCUCUUUCCCGCCCCCUGAUUUCAUAGUGCGGCUCAAAAUAUUAAUUUUCCCUGUCCCUUGUUGCAGGAAAACUGCAGCUGGUUAACAACUUGGGUCAUGGCCUCUCUCUUUAAGGGUUGGCCUGUUGUUGGCAGAGCUUGCUGGCGCUCCACCUCUUGCUUCACCCGUGAGGCAGCUUCCCCCAACAUGGCCCUCCAGGAGCAUGGGCUUCAUUUAUUCCGCAGCGCUGUUGCCAGAGUCCUGCCGGGGCCUAUGCUGAAAAGGGCCCUGGUCUUGGAGCCAGGCGAAUGUCCAAGGCUUGUGUUGCACGGUCGGCCUUUUGAACUGAGGAGGAACUUGUAUCUGGUCGGCUUUGGGAAGGCUGUUCUGGGCAUGGCAGCUGCAGCAGAGGACAUCCUUGGAGACUACCUCUUCCAGGGAGUAAUUAGUGUUCCUCAAGGCAUCCAAGAAACUCUGCAGAACACAGGAAGGAGGUAUUGGUUUGUUAAGGGCAUUUCUAGUCCACGUUUUGUUUAAAAUAAUAACAAUCCUAGAGCGGGGUGUGAGGAAGCAGGGCCUGUUGGAGGGUGAUUUAAAUACACAACCAGGCCUGGGGGAGCAGCCUCAAGGUCCCCCUUACUGACUUGACAUGACUUCUUCCUCACUCUUGGUUGUGUACUGAACAAUCUGGUCUUCACUUUUCUGUCAGAAGUAUCUGUCAUCUAAACCCAGGCCCAGAGGCUUUUUAAAACAGUAGACAGUAAAGGAAUGUCCCUGUUACAAACAACAGUCCGUGCUACCAUUUUGGUUGUGCACUGUAGAUCCUUUAGAGAGAAAUUUUCCAGACUUUUUUCUUACUGUAGACUAACUACUUUAAACUCCUACCUAGUUUUGCUGUUAAAGGGCUGUUGUUGUUUUUUUGGGAUGUGUUACAGUUUUGCUAGUUAGGGCUUCCGAGAGUACUGUAUUUCCUAGGGAAAGAGAUCUGUGAUAGAUCCAAGAUCUGUGAUAGAUCCAAGACAGCAGCCACAUUUAGCUGAAAUGCUGUGGAAUCAUUUGCCCCUGCAGAAUGGAUUGUUAUGCCUGAAUAGCAGCACUUUGGGCUGCACAACAGAAGUCCCCCCUUUCCCUAUGUGCCCCCUAAAUCUAGAGAGUUGAAGAACCCCCAGGACAUAUUUAGGGGGUGCUCAAAAGGAGAGGGGGAGGAAUUUUGAUUGAGUGUUUAAAAAUGCUUGUGCUAGCAGACCUAUUUAGGUGGAUACUGCCCUCUGUUGCUUUUUUGUCACAUGUGCAUGCACAUCUUAAGUCUGGCAGUGAUGAUGUUUGUCCUGCUUUUGAUCACCCUGGUUGGUGGUUCAGCUGGAAUCAGGCUGUAAUUUCAUUCAUUAGGACCUCCUAGCUCUUGAGGGUAUGACACUGUCAGACCUCAGAGCCGAGCAACUGUCAGCCUACUGGGCAAUGGAUCUAUUAAAAUGAUGGCAUCUCACAGUCAUUCAGAAGGAACUGCCCUGUAGCUCUUCGUUUGCUGGGGUUUUCAAUGGUAGGCCGAGCUUGUGCCAGAAGAGAACCUGUUGAUCUUUUGUUAACCCCUACAGGGCAAUGUUGCUGAAGCCCCAGAGCCGCAUCCAAGUUAUGGAAGGAGCUAAGCACAACCUUCCUGACAGAGCAGCUCUGAAGGCAGCCAACGCUAUCCGGGAUUUGGCUGAGGGCCUGACAGCUGGGGACCUUCUCCUGGUGCUGAUUUCAGGUAAUGCCUUGGGAUUCCAGGACCAGGACUCGGGUUUUGCAGAGAGAGCCUGUCCUCCAUUAGCUUCCUUACUGUUCUUUCCCCCUUUUCUGAUCUGAUUUAUAUAUUUUUUUCUCCUCCCACUUGUGAAGGGAAGAAGCCACUGCACAAGCUUACCUAACAAACUAGGUCAAUUUGUCUGUGCAAAGAAAGCAGAACUGGAGCGUAAAGUGGCUCAGAGUUGUUCCCCAGUGUGACUCCCACGCUGCUGGCAGCUUCGUAGCUUGUGUGUUCAAAUGUGCUCUUCUAGAAGCAGGAUAAUUGCAUUUUCCUCUCCUCUAUCUGCUUGCUUUGGAAACAGUGUCACUGUUGACCCAGGUAGUCCUGUCUGCCAUCUGUCUCUGUUUCUCCAUCUCAAGGAAAGCUGCAUUUUGGGAAUCCUGAUGGUGCCUGCUGGAGUGGACGAAAGCGUAAUGUGGAAUGCUAACAUUUAGUUUUAAGUUCUCUGCAUCAAUAAAUUACUCUGCUGAAAUAGAUUUUGCAGUGUGAUCUUCAUCAGUUGUUCUCUUUCUUUCAGUCUUCCUGCCUCACCUUUCUUGUUAAGUAGUUUGAGAUCUGUGGGUCUCACUUGGCGAUUAAUCUCUGCGUUAGAUCUCUGUUCUUGCACUGAUGUUUCCUGGCUCUCUCAAAGCACCACUCUUGCCUCUGUUUCUCACAACACUCGCAUGCACUUUGAGGUGGCAAGGUACGCUUUCUCCAGGAGAUGGCAGCCCUGAACCAGAAAACGCAAAAGCAAUGCUCUUCUAAAGUGCUGUGGAAUUGGCAGGGGGCACAGAGCCUACAUAGAGCAGGGUUAAAGAAAGUUGUCUGGAAGCUGCUCUGAACGAGUUAAGAAGAAAAUGAAAUAUUCUGUAUUUUUAUUUGCAUUUGGUGUGCUGUCAUGAAACUUGCCUUUUGACAAGGAGCUUAGGUGAUAUCAGAACAGGAAGACACUAGCUUUUUCAUAUUAUAUGGAUUGUUGUAUUGCUGCAUGCUGAGUGUGGUGCAGUGGGUCUGGCUGUUAACCAGGUUGGUGGUUUGAGCCCAAACAGGGAUGGCUGUGGGGAGGAUUCCUGCAUUUCAGGGGGUUGGAGUAGAUGACCCUCGGGGUCCCUUUCAACUCUGCAAUUCUGUGAUUCACUCACAUAUUGUGUUACUGCCCUGUAGAUGGAAGCUGGCCUAAGAAGUUGUGCUUGGCACUUCAGUCGUAUCUUGAAUGACACUGGUUUCCUAGGUCGGUUUCAUACAAGGUUCAGACUUGGUUUUGGCACUGAAACUGCCUUGGUUGCCUGUAGGUUCCCCUACAUUUGGGAGGGAGGCGGGGGGAGUGUGUCCAUGUCGACUCCUUGAUUUCCUGACAGUUUUUGAUUCCAUUAACUAUGGCUUCCUUAGUGUCUCUGAGUUGGAAGCCAGGGGAGCGGCUUGGAUGGCCAGCUUCAGGAAUUGGUGCUUGGGGGAUAUUUUUCAGACCCAUGAAGCCUCCGAUGUGAGUUUUACAUGGUUUGCUUUUAUCCCCCCAUGCUGUUGUCCCCAUGCUGAUGACAUGCAAUUCUGCUCCCCACCCCCCCGGUAGGUGUGGCAGUGGAUGUGCUGGUCUUGGUAAUGGACUCGAUGAGAGCCAGCAAACCGAAGCUCAAUCCAGAUAAGUCUGUUGGUGGACACUUCCUCUGUCUCGAUGAGUGGAAUGCAUCCAGUUGUUUAUGAGGUUACAUUUCCCUUAAAGGAACAGAUGUGCAGCCCUGAGUUAUUUUUGGAUCCAGCACUGUCAUUGGAGGGACAAUUGGCCUUAGUGGUGUGCAGCGUCUUCUGCUAGCUGUGACACUAUGUGAAUGAGAGUAGCCUGGCUUAUGCUGUGUACGCUCUGACAACCUCCAGGUUCGACUACUGCAGUGUAUUGUACACAGAGCUGCCUUUGAAGAUGGUUCAGAAGCUACAGCUAGUGCAGAAUGCAGCAGCGAAAUUGGUAACUAGGAGGGCAUGAGCAUAUUGCACUGAUUCUGUCUCAGCUGCACUGACUGCCAGGUGGUUGUUGUUUUUUCUGGGUGCAAUUCAAAGAGCUAGUUUUGACCUUUAAAAUCUUAUAUGGUUCAGAAGAACUGCUAUACCUGCUUUCCCCGUAUGAACGUUUUCAGAGUGUAGACCUACGCCUACUGUGUCUGCCACUGUUAUGGAUGCCAAAUUUGUGGUAAUGCAAAGCUGGUACAGAAAUGGAUGAGCAGGGGCAAAAGAAGGAUAGAACAAGAAGCAAUUUAUCUGUGCAUCAUUCAGAAUGCAUUUCAGCUAAAUUUGUAUAGCUGUACAUACUUGAUACAGUACUAGUGCAGUAAGUUAUUUAUUUUAAGCACUGAUGUCUGCUAUAUGCUAUUACAUUGGUACCUCUGGUUAUGAACCUAAUUCGUUCCGGAGGGCCGUUCUUAAGCUGAAACCGUUCUUAUCCGGAAGUGCGCUUUUGCUAAUGGGGCCUCCCGCUGCGCGCGUGCCUCCGGCGCAUGAUUUCCGUUCGCAUCCUUUGGCAAAGUUUGCAACCAGGAGCAGCUACUUCUGGGUUAGCAGAGCUCAUAACCUGAAGGGUUCGUAACUGGAAGCGUUCGUAACCAGAGGUACCACUGUAUUAAAGAUUAGGGCAGGUAAAAAAUCAGCAAUAUAAAAAGUAGUAAAGCACAGAUAUCCACACAACGCAAACAUAAAAUCCAGUAUUUCCUUAACACAGAAAAGUAUGAAUACACUAGGUCAGAGAUUUGUGGGCUUGCAGGAGGAAGAACUUCCAGUUCUGGGAGGCACCAGCUAAGAAUACUGGCCUGGACGCCUGAUAAUAUUUUAAUAUGUGCAGGUUCGACCAGAGCAAUUGUUAGGGAACUUAGUGGGGAGAAUGUGGUCUCCAAAAUAUUCUCACUGCUCAUGUGCAGAAACAUCCACUGAUUCUUACCAUGGAAAAUACAUGCAUUUUAUACAUAUGUACAUACAUACAUUUAUACAUACAAAUUCAUACAAAUGUUCCCAUGACCAUCCCUCAGUGUUUCCAUAAUCAACUCAACAGGGAGCUAAAUACUUCAUUAUCCACUGUGGGUCCCUGGCAGCUGGGUCCCUCCAUUUCACAGUGUACAAGCAAUCUGCCAUGCUUGGGAGAGAGGAUUCUACCAUCCAAAAAUGGAUCUACCUGAAUGAAAGUGUUGUAUGAUGGGAUUCUCCUUGCCCUUUGGCUACCUUUUUAUUGGCAAGAGUUCUAGACCCUCAAAGCCUACUGUAGCCAGCUCUGUGUUUUUGGAAGCUGGUUCAAAAACUCCCAUUUAAGAGAACACUCCCUCCUCUGGCUACUCUUGACUGGAUUGCUGGUGACUGAAGAAAUGUCAUGCCUACUUAGUUGUUUCUCUGGUUUGUCAUAUUUGCCAGAUGUUGUGUCUCAAAUCUCAGAGCAUUUAUCAUUUAAUGGUAGCUUUUUGAGCUGCCUCCGGUACAAGAUUGCCCUCUACUCUUUUCACAAUCCUCUUGAUCAUAUCUCUCUGUGGUUGUCCUGUUAGUUGUGAUCGCACAUCCGUCACGCGGGCUGCAAAUACGUCUGGUGCUUGAGCUAUUUUUCUUUCCUCCCUUUCCCAUCCCCUUGUGUCACUUGCCACAAGCUUUUAUCUGCAGUUCACUUCAUUUCUCUAUUUUGCAUAGCCUGGUGCUGUUUUUUAAGCACUCUUCGCUAUGAACGAGGUCAAUAAAGCAACAAAGAUUGCUCUGCGAUGCGAUAGUGUUACUUUUGCUCGUUCUCUCCUGGCAAACUGCUUCCUUCUGUAAAUCAGGGGUGGCAAAUUCAAACAGAUUACAGGGCAAAGCUCUCUACCCUCCGUCAGGUUCCCAGGAGCCAUAACCAUCCCUACUCUAAUGCACGGGGAGUAGCAGGUCUGCUGAUUAACUUCUAAAAAUACUGCCUGCCGUCUAGCACCAGUUUCCUUCCCACUCCAUCUUGCAUAACAAAAUCUCUUUGCAAGCACUGCCCCCAGUUGGAAUUCCUUAAACCAGACUUCAGCACCCAGCAACCCUUUUCUAAGACCCACCCCCCUGCCACCUUGCCUGUCUAAAUAUCCUUGUUGUCACUCGACUCCUUUUCUGCAAAUUUCUCUGUGGGCCACUGCUGCCUAUUCCGCACCCUUGCUUCUCAGCUGCAAAUGCCAGCAAGCUGUCCGUUCUGCACUCCGUUCUGCUUCAUGCGUGUGCACUCUCCUGUACACGUCACCCUCCCUGACAUCUGGGCUGCUAAUUUAAAGGGAAUAGUGGAAGAGGCUGAUGCAAAGUGCAUGUGGUAACAGCCACUUGCCCUGGCAGGAGUGUUACUCCCUAGCCCCAGAGUCUUGGAUGAAUAAUUUGUGUGGAGUGUGGUAGGGAUGCCGCAGGCCACGCUGAAGACCACAAGAAGUCUAAUAAAGCCCCCAGGCCUUACGUUUGACAACCUUGUCUGGGAUCCUUCUUCUUUUCUCAAGUCUUUCCUGAACUACGUUUGGUCUGGCUUGAAAGAGAAGCAAGGGGCAAGAAUAAGAUGCAACCACACCUAUGUAGAGCAGGGCCCCCUCCUAUCUACUGGGACAUGGAGAAAAUGGUAUCUGGUGUGGCUUGCUAGCAUUUAUAUCCUACCUUUCCUCCAAGAAGCUGAGGGGAACAGACUUCAUUCUUCCCCACUCGCAUUCAUCCUCACAACAGGUUAGGGUGAGGGAGUGACUAGCCCAAGUCCCCCCAUUGAGCUUAAUAGCUGAGCUGGCCUCCUCCAUCCUCGUCUGAUCAUAUGGAGCUGGUGGUACUGAAGAAUUGCCAGCAGAUGGUGGUGCUUGGCUGCCUUGGUUUGCCUCAUGGUUGGCUAACUUUUGGCCUUCCAGAUGUUGCUCGGGGUUGGAGUCCAACAACAUCUGGAGGGCCACCGUUUAUUUCCACCUGACUUACAGAGACAGAAAUGGAAAGGUGGCAGCACAGGAAAUGAGCCCUGCUCGUGGCUACAAAGGAAGUCAGAGAUGUGGACACUCCCGCCAUCCUUUUUACCAAUAUGUUUGUGCAAAUGUUCUCGCCGCUUGUUUAGCAAACCAGUUCCCUCAAAGACGGUCAGUUCAGCUUCUUUAAAACAGCUUUGCAUCUCCUCCCACACACAAAAAAAAAACCCAAAUCCAAAGACAAAAGUUCUCUUUUAGAAUGCUUUUGCUGACUUCUAUUCAUCACUAAAACAUGCCUCAUCAUCUCUGGGACCUAGGACACCCCAAAUCCUUUUGCCUUCCAGCUGUCUUCCUCAGUCUUUCCCCCCUCCUGCCACAUAUUUUGGCUGAGUGACAGGAGAUGGUGGCCUAUGCAUUGGAAAGUCCUCUACAGAUUCCAGGUCAGCAGUGGCUUAAGAUAUCCAAAGAGGCCUCUAAGAAUACGUGGAGAAGGCUCAUCUUUUUUCUGGUGGUGUUACAAAUGUUAGAUUUCUUUCCAUCACACUUUUGAAUGAAGGUUCCCGUUUGUCUCAUUGGAAGACUCCUCUUCACAGUGACCUGUAUCAUCCAUCACCGUUUUUGUCUUCUCUUUUUGAUCCUUGACUUCUUCUCUCAUUCCAGCCUCCCCCCCCCACCUUUGUUAUACCAGUGUUGCUGUAUCUCCCUCCUUUUUCUUUUCCCAUUCACUUUCAGCCUCUGCCUCCUUGUUCCUUAUCCCUGAAAGCAGCAAUUUUGUUUCUCAUUCACUUUCUCUUCUUUCCUGUUUCUCCCCCGCUGCGCACUCCUGUUCCCCCCAGACAAUCUUUCUGCAGAUUCCUGUCAGUCACCACUCACCAUAGUGAUCCCUCUGUCCUUCAGACUAUAUUGCUACCGCCAUCAUUUCCCAAACCCUUUCCUUUCUUACACAUUACAAAACUGAUUGUCUUGACAUUCAUAUUUAAACACCUUCCUUUGAUAUCAGCUGAAGGACAAAGAGCCUGUCCAGUCUUUUACAGUUUCUCCAUUAGUUGCUGGAGUUACUUAUGCUAUGAUUUUACAGGUUCAGAACUGUACUGAGUCGUUGAUGAAACAGUGAUGUGAUGUAUGCUCGAGAAGGAGGACUAAUGCAUUCAGGAGUCUUUAUGCGAAUCUCUGCUUCAGCCACUUGGUAAAAAGCACUCCCAGUUGUCAUUCCAAUAAGCUAUGCGAGCAGCUGAAAAAGAAUUAGGAAAAAAAUAUGCUUCCAGUGCAAGGGAAAGGGGAAAGCUGUCUGCAAAAUGUCUCCCAUUGCUCUCUUUCUGAUACAGGACUGCUCUGUGUGUGGUCAUGAGAAGGAGCCCCGCUGUGUAAAGAUGUACUGACUGUGAAGUUCUCCUGAAUUUUAGGAGGAGGGUCGGCACUUUUACCUGCGCCCAUCCCACCAGUCACCCUGGAAGAGAAGGAAACCAUCACCAGGUUACUUGCUUCAAAGGGAGCUACCAUUCACGAGCUGAACACCAUCCGAAAGGCCCUCUCCUUGUUGAAAGGUGGGGGGUUGGCACGGGCUGCCUAUCCUGCCCAGGUGGGUAUGAGAUGCUGUCUGACUUUGCCCAGCAACUCUGUGAACAUUUAGAAAGGAGCAUCUUUUGUAACUCUAGGUCAGAUGUGGGUGGCAUGGAUAGACUUGAAGUGCAGAAGGAGUGGGCAAGUUGUUUGUUUGCUGUUUAUGUUGCUGUUUUGCCCUCCUUGACAUCAGUGAGCAUAAACUUGGUCAGCUCAGUUUCAGUGAAGCUGAAGAGAAGAUGGCAGGUAGCCAAAAAGCAUCUGAGGAAUGGUGGGCUACUGACCUUCAAAGAUGACCAACAUCUGUCUGCUUAGCACUCAUGAGAGAUCUGCUUCCGGAUUGCGCUCAAGACUGUGGGGACAGUGAAGGGGUAAACCCCAAAUAACACGCCCAGAAUGAACUAUGUAAUCACACACACAAAUUGAAGAGGAAGUCUUUUUAAAAUAUGUCUGCUUUUCUUUUCUUCUAUUUUCCCCUUUCCCUUUGUGCAGAAGUGAGGCUGAGCUUGGAAAGGAAGGAGGAUGGUGGGGAAAUGGAAAGGCAACAGGGUAUUUAAAAGCCACUAAAGUAGGACAAGCUAACGUGGUACCUUUCAGACGUUGCUGGACUCCCAACUUCCAAUCAGUUGAAGUCCUCAUGCCCUAAGGUCAGGGGUGAUGGGAGAUGUAGUCCAGCAGCAAUUGGAGGGUACCAUGUUGUCUCCCAAUCCCUAAAAAAUGUGCCCCUCUAGAAAUUAGUAGAAGCCCAACCUUGGUGAAACCUUUUUUUUUAAAGCUCUGAAGCCAUUACCAGAGGAUUCUUCCAUAUUUUUUUACACUGCCUUUGCCUAACCAUGAGAGCUCUCAAGUUUCAUUUUUAAAUGAAUGAAUGCAAAAGAAGCAAUAGAUUAGGGUCUCUUUAUUGAACAGACCACUUUAGCAGGAUAAUGGAAUUCUGUGCUUAAAAUCCCAAAGUAUCCAAUCAAAAUCCCAAUUUAUACAGCAGUUGUGGAUUAUGCGAAUUAAUUAGGUAUAUGCCUAGUUCUUAAUUCACAUUUCACACAAUUUGCACAUAGUUGGUUGGGGGUAAGAGGCAGGGAGGGUAGAAUACUUUUAAUAUUUAACAACUCCAGAAGUCUUACACAUUAAUAUAUGUUUUUUUAAUCAUGGACUGGGAAGGGUCAGCUGUUUCUCAAAGAAAAGCGAAGGGCAGAAAUCAAUUCUGUCUGAGUGGUGGGAAAGAGAUUGCUACUCUUGGAGUCAUUUUCAAAUGCAGUUGCUCACCAGUGGCACGGCUGAUGCAUUCAGUGCAGUGUUUAAAGACAUGGCUGGAUCAUUCACUUCUAUUUUUUGCGGAAGACAUGCAGGAUAAAUGAAUGUGAAUGAUUGUAGACAUUGGUUUUAAUAGGAUGAACCCUGAUCAAGAGUCUUUCUACAUACCGAGAAGCCCUUCUCCUCCUCAUCUAGCUUUCUCGCUGCCUCCUUUCCCCCCUCACCCUCUGCUGCUGUGAUGCCUGCUUCUGCAGGACUCACUGCCACUGCUGGUACUUGCACAGCCUAUGCCUUGAUACCAACACUGUUAAACACUUCCUCCUACAGCAGCAACAGUGGGAUACAAAAGGCAUUGCCUUUGGGUCCAGCUCCCCUGGAGAGUAAAGUCCUGGGGGGCAAGCAGUCCUGCAGGAGCAGCAUGUUAGCCAAGGGUGAUGAUAAAGAAGAAGCUUGUCCCACUCCAUAGUGACUGCUGGACUGGAGCAGCAGCUGCUGGCAAUAUCUGUCUUCCACCUGGGCCAGGAGGAGGAGAAAGAGGCUGUUGGCUGCUCCUUGGUCAGUAAGGAUGCUUGAUGAUAACGUAGCUCCAGCCAUUUGCUUCCCCUCGCCUCCCUCCCUUGGUGCAGCUGCAGUGGUAAGCGGAGAAAGGCAGCCAGCUUAUGGCAGUGCCUCCAACUUCCUGGGAGGGAUGGGGACAGGGCAGCCCAUCUGAAACAGUGCUGUGGCCUCCAGGUUGAGAAAUGCCAAAUUAAUCUAUUACGUUCAUCUGCGCACAGCUCUCAAGUAUACUUUGUAUUUAGGCAAUGCACACGUGCUGCAGCAGGCGUCAUCUCGGAAGCAUUCCCUCUAAAGGGAGAAAUGCCUUGUUUCAAAGACGGUGCUUGCUAUCUGCGGUUUUUAUAAAUACGCAUGAAUCUAUUUAAACAUUGCAGCCCUAAUCCUCAGCAUAAAUCCUAUGGAGUUCAGCAGCGUUGGCUUUCUGCGUCGUUUGGUUAGCAUUGCAGGCUCUUUGACUUACAGCUGAAUCUAGAAAGUGCCUGCUUUGAAACCAGUUGCUCCCGAAGUGUUAUGAGGGGAUGGUAAGCCCCCUCUGUGGGCUGUUUCACCCUGUGCAAGUCAUCGCACGAUCUUGCAGUCCCCGUGUGAUCAGCAUGCAUGGAGGAUCACACCCUCCUCCUUCUCCUCUUGCAGUUAAGACUCAAAUUCAGAGCAGGCACAGUGGAAUGUUAAUGAGCCAUUCCUGCCCUUCUUGCUUCUAGGUAUUGAGCCUCAUCCUCUCUGAUGUCAUUGGGGAUCCUUUGGACAUUAUUGCAAGCGGCCCCACUGUUGCCAGUUCCCACAGCACCCAGGACUGUUUUCACAUAUUGACCAGAUAUAAUAUGCUGGACACCUUGCCACAGUCGGUGCAGACCGUGCUGUCUGGCUCUGCCACGGGGCAUAACACUCCCAAAGACUAUUCCCACGUCUUCAACGUUGUCAUUGGCUCAAACAGGUUAGCUUUGGAGGAAGCCCGGUGCCAGGCAGAGGAGCUGGGUUACUUAACCCUGGUUCUGAGUGACGCGGUGUGUGGGGAGGUCAGCACAGUGGCUCGUCUCUACAGCCUGUUGAUUCAGCUCAUUUGCCUGAGCACUGCGAGAGGUGCCCGGACCGACCUUUUGAAAGACAAGGUGGAAGCAGCACUCUCCGGCCUGGAAGCCCAGCUGGCGAUCCCAGGCUUGAACUGUACACACGCUUUGAAAGCUUUGCAAGAAUCCCAAGCAGGAAGACCCGUUUGCCUUCUGGCCGGGGGAGAAACCACCGUGCAGCUUCGAGGAAGUGGGAAGGGGGGACGGAACCAAGAGCUGGCUCUGCGAGUGGCUUUGGAGCUGCACAGAGCCAAGUCCACGGAGGCCGGCAGCUUUCUGGAGAAAUACGAAAUCAUGUUCCUGAGUGGCGGAACUGACGGGCAAGAUGGGCCGACAGAGGCUGCCGGGGCCUUCAGCAGCCAGGAGCUGGUGCGUGAGGCUGAGCAGGAAGGCUUCAACGUGGAAACUUUUCUGAGCAAUAAUGAUUCAUACACAUUCUUCACCGAGUUCCAAAAAGGGCGCCACCUUUUGAUGACGGGCCUGACAGGCACAAAUGUCAUGGACGUUCAUGCUAUUUUAAUCAGAGCUAAAGGUGGUUAGCGAUGCACCAGACGUUCAGAUUCUUCUUACUACAAAGGAAGAACUAUGGGCAAGUCUAGGCUGCAUGAAACAGGGAGCCUUCCUGCCCAGACUGUCAAUGUCAGAUUCCAAAAGUUGCAAUUAGACACAUGGUAGAUGUUUCCAAGGCAAAAGAUAAUCAUAAUCCUGGAUAUUAAGGUUGCAUUAGCACCUCCUGGUUUAAGACUACUAUCGUAAUUUUUUUUCCUGAUAGGUUUUUUUUAAAGUAUCUUUUAAUUGAUUUUUUAAAAGAGGAUAAGUGCUUUAAUUGGAUAAAUGCACUCUGUGUGGAGCGUCCCUUGCAUUUGAUCCAGAAGCUACAGUUAGUGAAGGACACUGCAGCACAGUUGCUGGCAGUAGUGAGACCUUGCCAUAGGAUUCUGCAGAUACUCCACACUCCCAUCCCAGCCACCACGGAAGGGUCUGCUCUUCUGCCACCAGUGCUCUGAUGGAGAGGCCAAAAAAGGGAGCAUUCUGGGACUGGGGUUGGGAAAGGCUUUGGAACUGCCCUCCCAUUCCCCUGAACACUCCCAGAACAGGAGAAAAAAAUACACCAGCCUUAUAGUACUUCCAUUAGGAACACUCCCCACUCCAAAAAAGACGGACUGAAAGAAGAGGUUAGCAGAAAAAGGAUCACUGUAUCAGAUCUGUCUUCUGUUUCCUAUAUGUACUAUAGAUUCCACAUCUGUUUAAGUCUGCUGUAGGCUAAACAUCCUACCCAGACACCACCUACUGAGUGAUACCUUCUUUUUUUUAACUGGAAAACUGCCUUUCAUUCUCCCUUUCUCACAGUGACCCAUGUCUAAUGCACUGCCCAUUAUAAAAUAAAAUAUAUUUGCCAGUUAACUCAU
This is a messenger RNA of Podarcis lilfordi (Lilford's wall lizard), 25490 nucleotides long. NCBI's taxonomy places the organism in Eukaryota, Metazoa, Chordata, Lepidosauria, Squamata, Lacertidae. The record is from the annotation of a GenBank genome assembly.